CGGGGAAGCUUGGUAAAAACAGAAUUAAAGGGAAUGGGUGUCGGAAGCGGAGGGUCUGAAGUUCUCGACUCAUAGAAGGGGAGGGGAAUGAAAGGCUCUCAGUAAAGAAGGUUGCAUGAUGGAAUUUGAAUAUUACCUCAAGAGGUUUUAUGUUUUGGAUUAGCUAACUGUGUCCUCUGCUGACUGUUUCUUCGGACUUAUUUUUUGGUGUCCUUUUGAGACAAUAAACUCAAAGGGAUUAUAACAUGGACUACAAGGAAAGCUGCCCAAGUGUCAGCAUUCCCAGUUCUGAUGAACACAGAGAGAAAAAGAAGAGGUUUACUGUUUAUAAAGUUCUGGUCUCAAUGGGCAGGAGUGAGUGGUUUGUCUUCAGGAGAUAUGCAGAGUUUGAUAAGCUUUACAAUACUUUAAAGAAACAAUUUCCUGCUAUGGCCCUGAAGAUUCCUGCCAAGAGAAUAUUUGGUGAUAAUUUUGAUCCAGAUUUUAUUAAACAAAGAAGAGCAGGACUGAAUGAAUUCAUUCAGAACUUAGUUAGGUAUCCAGAACUUUACAACCAUCCAGAUGUCAGAGCAUUCCUUCAAAUGGACAGUCCAAAACAUCAGUCAGAUCCAUCUGAAGAUGAGGAUGAAAGAAGUACUCAGAAGCUACACUCUACCUCACAGAACAUCAACCUGGGACCAUCUGGAAAUCCUCAUGCUAAACCAACAGACUUUGAUUUCCUGAAAGUUAUUGGGAAAGGCAGCUUUGGCAAGGUUCUUCUUGCAAAAAGGAAACUGGAUGGAAAAUUUUAUGCUGUCAAAGUGUUACAGAAAAAAAUAGUUCUCAACAGAAAAGAGCAAAAACAUAUCAUGGCUGAACGUAAUGUGCUUUUGAAAAAUGUGAAACAUCCAUUUUUGGUUGGAUUACAUUAUUCUUUCCAAACAACUGAAAAGCUUUAUUUUGUUCUGGAUUUUGUUAACGGAGGGGAGCUGUUUUUCCACUUACAAAGAGAACGGUCCUUUCCCGAACACAGAGCUAGGUUUUAUGCUGCUGAAAUUGCCAGUGCAUUGGGUUACUUGCACUCCAUCAAAAUAGUGUACAGAGACUUGAAACCAGAAAAUAUUCUUUUGGAUUCAGUAGGACAUGUUGUCUUAACAGAUUUUGGGCUUUGUAAAGAAGGAAUUGCUAUAUCUGACACGACGACAACAUUUUGUGGGACACCAGAGUACCUUGCUCCUGAAGUAAUCCGAAAACAGCCCUAUGACAAUACUGUAGAUUGGUGGUGCCUCGGUGCUGUUCUCUAUGAAAUGCUGUAUGGAUUGCCUCCUUUUUAUUGCCGAGAUGUUGCUGAAAUGUAUGACAAUAUUCUUCACAAGCCCCUGAGUUUGAGGCCAGGAGUGAGCCUCACAGCCUGGUCCAUUCUGGAAGAACUCCUAGAAAAAGACAGGCAAAAUCGACUUGGUGCCAAAGAAGACUUUCUUGAAAUUCAGAAUCAUCCUUUUUUUGAAUCACUCAGCUGGACUGAUCUUGUGCAAAAGAGGAUUCCACCACCAUUUAAUCCUAAUGUGGCAGGACCAGAUGAUAUCAGGAACUUCGAUGCAGCGUUUACAGAAGAAACAGUUCCAUAUUCUGUGUGUGUGUCUUCUGACUAUUCUAUAGUGAACGCCAGUGUGCUGGAAGCAGAUGAUGCCUUCGUUGGUUUCUCUUACGCACCUCCUUCAGAAGAUUUAUUUUUGUGAACAGUUUGCCAUCCAGAAACCAUUGAGCAUUGAGACUGAAACUCUUCUUUGUGUGAAUAUAUUCAAAUAUGUUUAACUAGUGCCUCAUUUUUACAUGUAAUGUUAAAAACUAUGAAAAAUGUAUUUUCUGCUGUAUGCAAGAAAAUAGGGCAUUUCAAAGAGCUAAGUUUCAAAUUAAAAUUUGUAUUAUUGUUUAUUAAGCUUAUUUUUAAACUGAAAUUUUAAAAGCUAUUGUUCUCAGCAUUAACCUAUUUUUAAAAAAACUUUUUGCUAAUGACUGUUUUCCCCCACUGAGUUUACACUAACAUCUACCCAAGACAGACUAUUUUUCGACAGCCUGUUUCAGUUUGGUUAACAUACAUUAAUGCCUUUCUCUCUACUUUUGACCUUUGUUCUCAGAUCAGAACUAUGCAAUUGGUAUGUGGUUGUUUAAGUAGAAACCACAUCUUUCCACAAGUCAUUGUUUGACAUAAUCAGUUCUUGGUAGGAUUAAAACGUAAAAGCAUCGUUAACACAUGGGCUGUGAGUUAACACUUUGAGUAAGUGUUCGUUCUGCAGAUCAAAUUAAAAAAUAACAAAGGAGAUCCAUUGCUUUUGAAAUACCAAUUCAAAUUUGUGAAUUAUUUUUUCUCUGGAAGAAAAAUAAAAGCUUAAUAGAAAGUUUAGAGUAUUCCCAAAGAUCUGAAGAGUAAUAAAAUACUACUGGAUUUUUUUUUUAGGUGGUGCCAAAAAUGAAUGUCUCUGUGUCAUGUAUUUAUAUUACAAAUACAUUCUAUUUAUGUUCUUUCUGGUCUUUAUGUUGUUAAGUAGUCCUGAAUCUUGGCAUUCCCUUUUGCAAACAGCUGUUCAAAACUGUCUUUCUAAUUGGUUAAUGAAUGAAAAAUAUUGAGCCUUCUAAGAGUUUUUACCUAAUUGGGGAUUAAAAAAUAGAAUAGCAAAUUCUUGGUCAGUAUUAAUAUGUAUUUCACAACAAUGUAAUAAAAGUUAAAAAUCAGGCAGAUGCAAUGUCAGUAUCUUUAUUGUCCUAGAAAAAGUAAAGGAAACUGACCUUAAAAUCAUACUAAAAACAAACUAACUGUGUACUUGUCAUUAUAAAAGAGAAUACAGAAAAACUAAAAAAUAAUGCUUGUCUUGGAAUUCUGCUUCUUAGAGACUUUUCAAGUCAUGUAGGAAACAUUGUGAAAGUUUAAGGACCAAGUUUAUAUGCUUCAGGAACAAGCAUUCUUUCCAUGUAUUUUCUCUUGAGAAAGAAAUCACAAAAGCAUUUCACACCAAUAGCCUUUGGCUGAAAAAUAUUCAGCAAAGUGGGAGGAGGGGAUGGUGAUUUUGUUAGAUUAAUAAUAUUUGCAUCCAAUACACUGAAUCUUCCUUCAGAGGUAAGACUUUAAUAGUAACACUGUAAAUAUUUGUUUUUUUUGGCACUACCAUAAGUUCUGCUUUUACACAAAGUUCUUUGCUUAUUAUAAAGCAAAAUAAAACCUGUAGUUUCUUGUAUGAUUUUUUUAUUCAGUCAUUCCUUAAUUAAACUGCCAAAAAUUAAAGUGCAAUAUUGUAUAUUUUUAAGGACAAAUUUAAAUAUUAUGCUGAUGUUUAUUGGAUCACAAGAAAUACAAAUCUUAUAGUAUAAUAAAACUAGCAAAAAGAUUAAUAAGCACCUAAUUCCUGUCAUUAUUUUAAAUCGGUGAUGGUUUAUAAAAGUCAUUACAAAAAUGAAUUGUUUGUGUAUGUGAGGGAUAAAUGUAUAAAACUUUGGACAAACAUAAAAAUUAGAUUAUCUAGAUUAUCAGAGGCUUACAUAUUAUUUAGGGAAUAAACAUCUUCCAAGUUUCAAGUUUAUUUUUUCUUUCAUAGCAUGCUGUCUUUUAGAAAAAAAAAAUGUGUGCCCUUUGAAUAGUUGAACAAUUUUAUGGCUAUUUCCAAAAUAAAUUCAAAGGUCUAAAUGAAGAACCCCUAACAUUCUUUAUGUUAUCUCUUAUUUUAUUGUGUAUGGUACAGUGAAGAGCUUCACAGCCAUUGUUACAUUAUAGUACAUACUAAAAUUGACAAGUCUUGGGCAUACCUGGCGGUGAGAUGCUAAAUGUUGUAGAUAGAGACUGGAAGCAGUAUCUCCAUUCAAAAUUUUUAUAUGCCAGAAUAAUUUUUGAACUUAGGAUAUUUAUAGAGAGAUCUAACAGACACUGUUUGGGUAUAAUUUUAGCAAUGGUAAACAUUUAAAAGGUGACUCUGUUGUAUAUAUUUUACCACAGUUUAAAAAAAAAGUAAUCUACUUUCUGUACAGAUUGGCCUGUUCUAGGCAUUUCCUAUAAAUGGAAUCAUACAAUA
Messenger RNA from Neogale vison (American mink), 4040 nucleotides. Its product is annotated as serine/threonine-protein kinase Sgk3. The transcript is spliced from 17 exons. Gene Ontology annotation, biological process: protein phosphorylation. Lineage: Eukaryota; Metazoa; Chordata; Mammalia; Carnivora; Mustelidae. Gene Ontology annotation, molecular function: phosphatidylinositol binding; protein serine/threonine kinase activity; ATP binding. The coding region runs from base 246 to 1718 and encodes 490 amino acids. The record is from RefSeq and is a predicted model, not a curated record.